Molecule: messenger RNA, 1074 nt
Organism: Cyclocybe aegerita
Lineage: Eukaryota; Fungi; Basidiomycota; Agaricomycetes; Agaricales; Hemipholiotaceae
Source: the annotation of a GenBank genome assembly
AUGUACGCUGCAGGAGUGGAAGGAGGGUACACGGCUGAUGUCUUGGCUCUCAUCCAGCGACAGUAUUUGAAGAGAUGGCCCGUCUUGCUGCCACAUGAGCAGGAGCAAUCUCCUGAUUUCCUUGCUGCCAUUGACGAUGACGUGCCAGAGGAGGAGUACGCGAUCCCUAGUGAGGACAAAAUGAAGGCAGAGGAAUACACAAAAGCUAUGGAGGAGCACACUGAGUAUCAGCAUGUCCUCACAUUUCAAAAGGGAAUCAAACAGUGGAUGACGUACCAGCACAUUAAGGACAAUGACAUGGACCCCAACACCCUCAGCUCCAAUAACCCUUAUCACAUCCUCAUGCAUAAACUCACUGGCAUCAUGCAGAAGAAACUGCGACUGAAGACUCCAGUGAAUGUCUGGAGACAAAACCACCAAGAUGAGGUCGAGGCCGAGCUGAGAGAGAUGGUGGUGGUGAAGGAUCUUUUCAAGAAAAUCCCUCAGGAUGAGAAGGACAAUUGUACAUCAUUGGCGAAGCAGGAACAUGUUGUUGCAUUGACAGAGUGGGAACGAGAACUGAAUGCCCCACUUUCAAUGAGCCCUGCCCACCGUCAGCGGUGCAUUCAUGGUCUUGUGCAGUUCAUGCAACCUAUGAUAGACCUUGUGUUGGAAGCCACAGGUCUUAUGGUUACUGUGCUGGCUGGUGGCCUGGAACCUGCUCAUGGGGGGACAACACCAGGGGACAUUAAGAUGAACUUCAGACACAUGGAACAUACACGAUACAAGAAAUAUAUUGUUCCAAUCUUUGGGAGUUUCCUUCAAAAGUGUUUCACUCCUGAGGAGUGUCGAUCACGCGCCUUGCCUGCUAACAAGCCCUCUGAUGAGGGCUUGGACCCUUUGGAUCCCAUAUAUCUGGAUGCUGCCGGUGUGAAUUUCGACACUCUCCCUCUCCCAACAGCAUUGAACACCCAAUCCCUCCCCGCUGCAAUGACAAAGGAACCCGUCCCUGUACCCCCUCACCCUGGUUCUCCUUUACCUGCUGCUCAAGUUUUAACAUCCCAUCCUUCUCUGCCAACCGGAUUGAACGCAUGA